Molecule: messenger RNA, 697 nt
Organism: Heterobasidion irregulare TC 32-1
Lineage: Eukaryota; Fungi; Basidiomycota; Agaricomycetes; Russulales; Bondarzewiaceae
Exons: 2
Coding region: 276-473 (65 amino acids)
Source: RefSeq, a predicted model, not a curated record
CGUCCAAGACGACAUCCCCUACUACCGCUGGCCUUCCCUCCCGGUUCCAACGAUCAGGUUCGCGAUCAGUUGGCAUAGUCAGCGAAGUAUACGCUUGGGAGACAUGGUAGGCGCAGUCUGUAAAGGGAUAUACACCGACGACAUCACCAUCCUCCACUGACAGAUCUACAAGUCUCUGGAGACGUCGCGUCGCCUUUUAUCGAAGCGCUCUGUGCAGCUCCAGCUGCGGGGGAAGAAUCAGAAGAGCCGCGGGAGUUAUUCUUUCCCCAGCUACGAUGGUUGAGGCUUGGCGACAUCGACUUCCACAACACUUUGCUGAAGGCUCGGCCGUUUCACGAGGCGCUACCCGACUUGCUGCGCAUUCGCCAGGACAGCUGGGCGCCGCUGCAGAGGUUGUUCAUCGAGCGAUGUCAGGUCAACCCGGAGUGGAUCGAUCGAUUGAAGGAAGUGAUACUGGACGUCGUUUGGGAUAGCGACACCAUGAACGAGUACUGGGACAUUCCUGACGAGGGUGAGGCUUUAUAAACCUCUCGAAGGAGUGGCUUGCUUUUUUAUUUUAUGCGUCUCGAUGCUUCCACCGAAGAAGUUAUGUAUGAGUCGAGGAGGACACCUAGAAUACAAUACAAAACCCUGCUAUGGAACUCUAAGCGAUACAUCAGUGUAUUUACUAUUGGCCGAUCUUACAUUAUUUCUACAC